UCCAGCCCUGUCACAUGUCUCUAACUACAGUAGACCUGUCAAUUGCUUUAUAGCCUUCCAGAAAAGGAGAAGAAAGGGUAACGAAGAACAGUUCUAACGAUUAAAAUGGGGUCUAAAAAUGAAAGAAUGUCUGAUGCAAAUGGAAGAGCUGAUGAUGUUGCUGUACCAGACCAGGAUUGUGAAUCCAAAGGCAAAUGCAGUGAGGACAAAAAGAAGACAAAGAAACCUAAUGUGGUCAGCCCAUUAACAAUGUUUCGGUACUCUGAUUGGUUGGAUAAAUUACUAAUGGUGCUUGGCUCUGCCAUGGCAAUCCUUCAUGGUGCAGCUCUCCCAGUCAUGAUGAUAAUUUUUGGAGAUAUGACGGAUAGCUUUGUUACUCCAGGAAACAUAUCUUAUCCAGGUAAGAAUGGUCCUCGGGCUAUUUCUUUUAAUCCUUAUCAGAAACUUGAAGAACAAAUGACCAGGUAUGCAUACUAUUAUUCUGGACUAGGAGCUGGUGUUCUAUUUGCAGCCUACAUGCAAGUUGCAUUUUGGACACUGGCAGCUGGCCGGCAAAUUAAGAAAAUCAGACAACAUUUUUUCCACUCAAUAAUGCGACAGGAAAUUGGGUGGUUUGAUGUGAAUGAUGUUGGGGAACUGAACACUCGACUUAUAGAUGAUGUGUCCAAAAUUAAUGAAGGAAUUGGUGACAAAAUUGGAAUGCUCCUUCAGUCACUAGCUACAUUUCUCACAGGAUUUAUAGUUGGUUUCACAAGAGGAUGGAAAUUAACCCUUGUAAUACUGGCAAUCAGUCCUGUCCUGGGACUCUCAGCUGCUCUCUGGGCAAAGGUACUCUCUGCAUUCACUGACAAAGAGCUAACCGCAUAUGCAAAAGCAGGAGCUGUUGCAGACGAAGUUCUGGCAGCAAUUCGGACAGUUAUUGCUUUUGGAGGACAGGAAAAAGAAAUCAAAAGGUAUCAUAAAAAUUUAGAAGAUGCCAAAAAUAUUGGAAUCAAGAAGGCUAUUACAGCCAACAUUUCUAUGGGUAUUGCUUUCUUAUUGAUAUAUGCAUCAUAUGCAUUGGCAUUUUGGUAUGGAGCCACUUUGGUGAUAUCUGAUGAUUAUACUAUUGGAAAAGUCCUUACGGUCUUUUUUGCUGUAUUAAUUGGAGCAUUUAGUGUUGGACAGACUGCACCAGGUAUGGAGGCAUUUGCUAAUGCAAGGGGAGCUGCCUAUGCAAUCUUUAAUAUCAUAGACAAUGAACCUCAAAUUGACAGUUUUUCAGAGACUGGCUACAAACCAGACCACAUUAGAGGGAAUUUGGAAUUCCGCAAUGUUUACUUCAAUUAUCCAUCUAGGCAAGAUGUAAAGAUAUUGAAAGGCUUGAAUCUGAAGGUUAAUUGUGGCCAGACAGUAGCCUUGGUUGGUAGCAGUGGCUGUGGGAAAAGUACAACUGUUCAACUGAUCCAGAGAUUUUAUGAUCCAGAGAAGGGCAUGAUUACUAUUGAUGGGGAGGAUAUUAAGACCCUAAAUUUAAGAUAUCUGAGGGAGAUUAUUGGUGUGGUGAAUCAGGAGCCUGUGCUAUUCGCUACUACGAUUGCAGAAAACAUCCGCUAUGGCCGUGAAGAUGUCACGAUGGAAGAGAUUGAAAAAGCUGUCAAGGAAGCCAAUGCCUAUGACUUUAUCAUGAAACUGCCUGAUAAGUUUGAAACCAUGGUGGGAGAAAGAGGGGCACAACUGAGUGGGGGUCAGAAACAGAGAAUAGCUAUUGCACGAGCUCUGGUUCGCAAUCCCAAGAUUCUUCUGCUCGAUGAGGCAACUUCAGCUUUGGACACUGAAAGUGAAUCAGUUGUGCAAACAGCGCUGGAUAAGGCUAGAGAAGGCCGCACCACCAUUGUAAUAGCUCAUCGUUUGUCUACAGUCCGAAAUGCAGAUCUUAUAGCUGCAUUUGAAGAUGGAGUCAUCACAGAACAAGGGACCCAUCAUGAACUGAUGAAAAGAAACGGAAUUUACUGCAAACUUGUUAACAUGCAGACAAUAGGAACUGAAGUUCAGUCAGAAGAAGAAGCUGAAAACACCACCAAAAUGGCACUGAAAGAAUCAAUAAGAAAUGGCUUGAGAAGGAGAUUGACUCGAAAAAGCACCAAGAAGUCAGAAAUACAGGAUGAUAGCCUUGAUGUGAAAACUGUUCAACCUGAUGAAAACGUGCCUCCAGUUUCAUUUCUGAAAGUUAUGAAGCUGAACAAAACUGAAUGGCCUUACUUUGUAGUUGGAACUUUCUCUGCAAUUAUCAAUGGAGCUUUACAACCUGCAUUUGCAAUAAUAUUUUCAGAAGUUAUAGGGAUUUUUGCAGACCCAGACAAGACCGUUGUAAGAAACAAGUCCAACUUGUUUUCACUGCUAUUUUUAGGACUUGGGAUCAUUUCUUUGGUUACUUUUUUUCUUCAGGGUUUCACGUUUGGCAAAGCUGGAGAGAUCCUCACAAUGAGGCUUCGAUUCAUGGCAUUUAAAGCAAUGCUUAGACAGGACAUCGGCUGGUUUGAUGACCCUAAAAACAGCACUGGGGCAUUAACUACAAGACUUGCUAAUGAUGCCUCUCAAGUGAAAGGAGCUACAGGCGCCAGACUGGCUUUAAUUACCCAAAACAUAGCUAACCUUGGAACUGGCAUUAUUAUAUCAUUGGUCUAUGGCUGGCAGCUAACCCUUUUGAUUUUAGCCGUUGUGCCAGUCAUUGCCAUAGCAGGAAUCAUUCAAAUGAAAAUGUUGGCUGGACAUGCAAAAAAGGAUAAAGAAGAACUGGAAGUUGCAGGAAAGAUUGCCACUGAAGCCAUAGAAAAUAUUCGAACUGUUGUUACUUUGACCCAGGAAAGAAACUUUGAAUUUAUGUAUGGACAAAAUUUGCAAGGACCAUAUAGAAAUUCUGUGAAGAAGGCACAUAUCUUUGGAUUUACUUUUGGCCUUUCACAAGCAAUUAUGUAUUUUACCUAUGCUGGAUGUUUUCGGUUUGGUGCCUAUCUAGUGGUAAAUGGACACAUGGGUUUUAAAAGUGUGUUUCUGUAA
Messenger RNA from Gopherus flavomarginatus (Mexican gopher tortoise), 3039 nucleotides. RefSeq names its product ATP-dependent translocase ABCB1-like. The record is from RefSeq and is a predicted model, not a curated record. Gene Ontology annotation, cellular component: membrane. NCBI's taxonomy places the organism in Eukaryota, Metazoa, Chordata, Testudines, Testudinidae. Gene Ontology annotation, molecular function: ATP binding; ABC-type transporter activity; ATP hydrolysis activity. Gene Ontology annotation, biological process: transmembrane transport. Bases 106 to 3039 code for a protein of 977 amino acids. The transcript is spliced from 23 exons.